AUUCCUAUACAUUAAAACUAUAGAAUAUCAACGCACUAUACUUAAAAUUGUCGACAAGCAGUCACUUUUUCUAUGCCCAUUUUAUAUAUAAUUCACAUGACACAUCUGUGUUCAAGGAAAAAGAGCGAAGAUGAGGGGACUGUUUCCGCCCCUAAAGUUUUUCUACUAUAUAAAUUUAUAUACUAUUCGCUAGAAAAAUUAAGCCUUUGUUUAUUGUCAUGAGAUAAUUAUAAUAUUAUAAUACUUCUUUGACAAAUUUUGUACAUAUAACAAUUUCUAAAAGUGAUUGUAUAUUUAUGUACGCUUUUUGUACAACUCUUUUUAAUUUUAACUACGAUUUGAAAGGAAAUUAACGUGAUUUUUACUAUUUUUUACUCAUGGCUUUACGUAUGAUGUCAGCAAUAGUGCCAAGCACACAUAAUAUAAUUGAUUCUAAUCAAAGUUAUGAUCAUGCAUCAGAACUGGAAAAUUUAUUGGCUGCUGCAAAGAAGUGUCAUAUUAGAUUUGGUGGGCGUACUGAAUUAGCAACUGAAUCAGAUAUAUGUGUCACACAAUUAUGUCAUAUAUUUGAAUCAAUUUUUAGUCAUGGAUUACGUAUAAACUGUAUUGAAAAAAUUAAUUCAGCUUUAAGGCAUGUUUCAGACAUAGUGUCCGGUGGUAAUACAAAAUCAUGUAAUACAUCAGAUAUGGCAUUUUGGCCUUGUAUAAAAGAACAAUUAACAUGGCAUGAACAAGAACGUUUUAGUGUAUUAAAAAAGGUUCAUACAGAUUAUGGCAGAGGUAGAGCAUGGCUCAGAGCUGUUUUAAAUGAACGUUCUUUAGAACGUCAUUUACAUGCUAUACUUGAUCCUUCAAUAUUGUCUCCAUUUUAUGAAGAUUGGGCAUUUUUACUUGAUCAGGAACGAAGUGCUAUAUUGCCAAAUGUAGCAGCAGGACUUGGUAGUAUUUUAUUUGCAAUUAGGAUAGAUAAUGAAGAAUUAGAUAAUAAUUUAAAAGGCAGAGAAAUGGAUAAACAAAAGGUUUCAUUAUCUGAACCAAUAAUAUCAUCUUCAAUACCAGGGCCUACUUUAAAACAGAAACAAAGAAAAAAAGUGCCAGUCCAUAUAAUUUCUUUUGAUAAUGAAAAUGAUGAACAAGAAAACACAGAAGUUUCCAUUUCAGUCAGUGCUCCUCCAACUUGUCUCAAUUCUCCUACAGUAACAUCAAUAAAAACUUCUACAUCACAUAGUUUAGUUUCACAAUCUCAAAUAGAAACAAAUAAUAUUACUACAAUAACAAGUAAAGAAAAUUCUGAUUGGGAAAAUAAUGAAACCUUUGAAGAAGAAAAAAUAUUAACACCAAUCACAAAUUCUGGAAGUAUGGGUGGACUUGUUCCUGUCUCACCUUUAGAUCAAACAUUAGAUGAUAUGUUAAUAACAUUACCAAGUUAUCUAGAUGAUUCAUCUGAAGUUGCAGAACCUGCAAUUGAAGCUACUGAACCUUUUACAGAUUUGGAUAUUCAUAUAAAUAAUGAUAGUUUAGAUAUUGAGACAUUACAAGUUAAACUUUUAGCUAUGACUGAAAUGUUAGAACAGGCUAAAGAAGAUGCUAUGACUAGUAGAUUACAACUUGGUCGUUUACAAAGACAACAUCAAAAUUAUCUUGAAAGACAUGAAUUACAAAUACAAGCAUUAAAUCGAGAAAAUGAAUUAUUAAGACAACAAUUACGAAAAUAUGUAACAGCAGUACAAAUGUUAAGAAGAGAUUCGGAUUCUACUACAGUUUCUGAAGAAGAUCCAUCAUUAGAUUAUCAUUAUGAAGCUCAACAAUAUGAAGAGAAAUUAAUUCAGGUUGCAGACAUGCAUGCAGAACUAAUGGAAUUUAAUGCUAGAUUAACUUUACAAUUAAAUGACAGAGAUAGAUUAGUUAAGUUGUUACAAGCUGAAUUAGAGUGCCUUCGCGGGCCUAUAAAUGAAGAUGAUUUACCAUUGGAACCACCAUGUCUUAUACAUAUAUGGAUUCCAUCUGCAUUUCUUACUGGGCAAUCUUCUGAUAUACAUCAUGUUUACCAGAUAUACGUACGUAUUAGAGAUAUUGAAUGGAAUAUAUAUAGACGAUACGCUCAAUUUCAUGCACUUUAUAGAGAAUUAAAGAAACAUGAUGCAAUUGUUACUACUUUUGAAUUUCCACCAAAAAAAACAAUAGGAAAUAAGGAUGCUAAAUUUGUAGAAGAGCGACGACAAAAAUUACAACAAUGGUUAAGACGAAUUGUUGGAAGAUUAGCGCAAUGUUCUCCAGCAUUUGCGUCUAGACCAAAUAGACAAACUCUUAUAUCUUUGAUGCCUUUCUUUGGUGAUAAUCUUAAUACUGAAGAUUCGAAA
Molecule: messenger RNA, 2360 nt
Organism: Apis dorsata (giant honeybee)
Lineage: Eukaryota; Metazoa; Arthropoda; Insecta; Hymenoptera; Apidae
Product: sorting nexin-29
Exons: 13
Molecular function (GO): phosphatidylinositol binding
Source: RefSeq, a predicted model, not a curated record